GCCGUCCUCUUCUCAAAGUCGUCGCAUGAGGAGUUCUUCUGUAGUGUUCUGAAAUUGGUGGAAGUUCUGCAUCCACAAGCGGAACAAUGAUCACGCGCGUUUUACAGAAGAGUGCCUCAGCAGCUCGGCUUUCUGUUCAGCGGAGACCGCAGAGCUCCCAAGCUUCAGGUGGAGGAGGUGGCGGAGGUGUUCUGAAAUUGGCCCUCGGAGUCACCACGGCUGCCGGAGCCGGAGCGAUCGCCUACGCGAGGUUGGAUCCCUCAUUUGCGAAAACAGUCAAGGAUAAUGCCCCAUUCCUGGAACCGGUUCUCGACGCGAUCGGAGCGGAUACCUCGGGUGGGGCUAGCAGUGCCCCGAAACUUCCGCCGGCGGAAUCUCAGCAGUCAUUGUUGAAGAGCAAACCGAAACCAGCUGAACCAGUCUUGAGGGAAGCUCCGAAGAAAGCGUCCGCUGCCAAAGACGAGACUCCUAGAGCCGCUACAAGCGAACCGAAGGACAAUGAGCUCCAGAAGCAGAAACAAAACUUCAUUCUGGAGCAAACACUCCGUGAUGUCACUUCAGCCGCCGAACGAUCCUCCACGGAAGCUGCGGCUGAUCUCGAACAGGCUGCGUCAAGAACGUCAGAAUAUGCAACGAAACUUCUUCGGGCUCUCGACGAGGCCACAGGGGGCGACGAUCACUUCAUGUGGAAGGAAGCAAACGAAGCCAAGGACUCACAGAGCUCUGCACAGAAGAGGGCCGCCGCGAAAGCUGCUGAUGCAUCUAAGGCUAUCCACAGACUGGAGGAAGCGAUCCGUAAAGGUCGAGCAGAUCCCGCGACCAAGGACAACAUCAAUCUGAAUCAGGCCGAGCAGGCCCUCAGCAAGAUGAAGAAGCGUCUCGAGACGUCGAGUGCAGUUUCUUCAAAAGCUCUGGAGAAUGUGAACCUCGCACAACAGUUCGGAGACGCAAUCGAAGAGAGCAAGAAACAUCUCAUCGAAGAGGUAAACGCUCUCUUACCGCCUGGAAAGUCAUUCUCCGACCCCAAGAAACUCACCACCGACGACCUCAAUCUGCUCGUCCAUCACGCUCACAAGAAGAUUGGAAUUCUCAACCGAGAACUUUCCCGUAUGCAACUCACAGACGACGAGAAGGCAAAGCAGUACAGACAGCAACUCUCCGCCUUGGACAAGGAAGUUGGCAGACAGAAGAGCGAAGUUGCGAAGCUAGUUGCUGAGCGAGUCAGUCAAGAGCGGGAAGCUUUCGAGAUCGAACUGCAAAACCAGCUCCGGAGGCAGGUGGGAGUCCACACCGAACACCUGAGAGAGGCUUUGGAUGACCAGCGUCAGGAGUUGACUCGCAGAUCCCAAUUGGAAGUCGAGAAAGCCCGAGAGGACGAGCGAUCGCUCCAAGUCGCUCGAUUGACAGAUGCCGUUGAGCUUUUGCAAAAGAUGGAAUCAUAUCUUCACGCCAGGAAGCUUCUUGACGAGGCAUCCAAGAAAGCCAAAUCACUCUGGCUUUCCUGUGCAUCGUUAAAACACGUUCUGUCGGAAGGACGCACCGAUGUCAAGAACACUCCACAAUCUCUCGCUGCCGAUAUCAUUCCGCUCAAGGAGGUUUCGGAAUCUUCAGAAUUCGUGAAACUUGUGCUUGACACGAUCCCUGAAAAAGCCUUGAAACGAGGAGUUUAUCCCGAGGUCGCCCUCAAAGAGAGAUUCUAUGAGGUCGAAACCGCGUGUAGACGUGUUGCGUUAAUGGAAGAUCAAAACGGAGGAGGUCCCGGACGAUACAUUCUCUCGCACCUCAUGUCAUACUUCAUGAUCUACCCGAAACCCGUGCCACAGGAAGAGCUCGAGAAGGAGCAAAAAGUCAACCCUUUGAUGUGGGACACCUACGACAUCCUCUCCCGGGUUCGCGCCUCGCUCCAGAAAGAAGAUCUAGAGCAAGCGCUGAGGUAUGCCAACCAGCUAAAAGGGACGCCACGACAAGCUGCCAAGGAUUGGAUCCAGGAGGUCCGUCUGUUGCUCGAGACCAAGCAGGCUGCGAAUGCUCUCAUGGCUUACGCAGCAGCGACAGUGGCGGAAGAUCUUCCCAAGCAUUAGAGAUUCGAAUGGAAUAGGGGCAAGAGAAUUCCGGCGGAAGGUCGUGAUGCGGAGAAUCGGGCCCCGGCUGGACCUGACGGUCCAUAAGACGGGAAACCUGUUGUCCUUUCAGUUACUCGUGAACCUUUUAUCUCAGUUUGGAGACAUCAAUGAUUUGAUUUGGAUAGGGGGUAGUUUCCGCGCUGGUGAUGGAUACUAGAGGGGAAGUCAGGAGGCGAGAUAGGUUGUUAAUAAAUUCAAGUCAGCCUCAA
Molecule: messenger RNA, 2332 nt
Organism: Galendromus occidentalis (western predatory mite)
Lineage: Eukaryota; Metazoa; Arthropoda; Arachnida; Mesostigmata; Phytoseiidae
Gene: Mitofilin
Product: inner membrane mitochondrial protein mitofilin
Exons: 11
Coding region: 87-2081 (664 amino acids)
Biological process (GO): cristae formation
Cellular component (GO): MICOS complex
Source: RefSeq, a predicted model, not a curated record